UUACAGGCUCAAGUGGUUUCGUGUUUGGAUUUACAAACACACCAACUUCGAUGAGUCGCUAUUGCUACAAAUUCUACCAAUUUGUUAGAUAUACAUUCGAACUUGUUCACUAUCGGGGUUUCAUUUCACAACGACAAUUAAAGGACCGCUGUGCUUGGACAUCGAUAGACAAUAAGCUAAUUUAUUUAGUGGACUAAAUUCUGGGUUGACUGUAGGGUCACAAAAAGGAUGAAAAAACAGUCAGGCUAGUCUGGAUGGUGUAGGCGUAAUUUAAGUGUGCGCAUUUUGUGAACAGUGAAGACAAGCGGCAACCACAUAAAAAAUGUUUCCCAUUAUGAAAUAAUUUUCUUAUACUGUAUAUAUUUUUAUAUAUCAGUUCAUAGGGUGACAGUUACUGUAGCGUGUUUAAAAGAAUGGAAGAACUUAGAAAGCUCGAGCAUCUUUCCCUCGUGUCAAAAAUUUGCACGGAAUUAGACAAUCAUCUGGGGUUAGCCGAUAAAGAUCUGGCAGAGUUCAUCAUUCACUUGGCAGAAAAACACGAAGGGUACAAGGACUUCCGUAGAGUCCUCUGUGAAAAUGGUGGUGGCGAUUUUCCCGAGUCAUUUACACAGAAUCUUCAUCGUAUAAUUACUCGAAUGAAGGAAGCGUCAAAAAACGAUGGCUUCGAAGCUGUAGCAACUGUAUUUGAUGAUGAGGACAAGCGCAAGAAAUAUCCAGGAUUGUCGAUUCCAAAUAAUAUUAGAUCUCGAACAUUCGAGGAAAACGAUUCAAACGAUUUAAAAAUCGCUCAAGACGCCCUAGCCGAACUCGAGGCCUUGGCGCCGUCAGAAGAAAUUAAAAUCGAGCAGAAAGGGUUCCGUUCUAAAUCUCGGCCGUCGGAAGGGCGCAAAAAGCGAUCUCGGUCACGGAAUGAAUCCCGUGAUCGUAAACGAGGCAGAUCUCGAUCGUCUGACCGGAAGCACGAUGAAAAGCGAUCCAGAGAUGAUUCAUCCCGAGAGAUACGUCGGCAUCGCAGCCGCUCUCGGGAUAAGGGGCGUUCGAGAGGACGCUCUCGGGAGCGAUCUAGAGACCGUCGAAUAAAGCGGUCUAGGGAACGUCGACGAUCUCGAGAGAACAAACGGGAAUCGUCGCAUUCUAGGGAACGUCCAUCAGGAAGUGGACCCCCAAACAGGCGACCUAUGUUGGAUGAAAAACCAGUACCAAAUAAAAUAUACAAUGGAAAAGUAGCGUCUAUAAUGAAAUUUGGCUGUUUCGUAUCGCUAGAUGGAGUUCGGGGCAAGUGUGAAGGAUUGGUGCAUAUUUCGCAGCUCCGAAAGGAGGGUCGAGUUACUGAGGUUACUGAAGUCGUACAGCGAGGCCAGCCUGUAAAAGUUAAGGUUCUGUCAGUGACCGGUAGUAAAACGGCGCUAUCAAUGAAAGACGUUGAUCAAGCAACCGGAGAAGAUCUAAACCCCGUAGACGACCGGGUAAUUAGGGUUGUGGAGGAUACUGCGGAUGCAGACAGCAGCUGUCCUGGUCCAAGUAGCCGGGGCUUCGAAGGCUUCGGACGUCUGGAGGACGUCGAUCAGGAUGUCGACAACAAGCGGAAGUUCAACAAAAUUUCAUCGCCCGAACGCUGGGAGUUGCAACAGAUGCUAGCGGCAAACUGCAUCGAUAAAUCUCAAUUACCUGAUUUCGAUGAGGUAACGGGCUUGCUACCGAAAGAUGAUUCCGAUGGGGAGGACAUUGAGAUCGAAUUGGUCGAAGAAGAGCCAGCUUUUUUGGCGGGACACGGGAGGCAAUCGCUCCAUGAUCUCGAUCCUGUACGCAUUGUGAAAAAUCCCGAUGGAUCGCUGGCGCAAGCUGCCAUGAUGCAAACGGCUUUGGCUAAAGAACGUCGUGAGCUAAAGCAACAGGCCCGCGAAGCUGAAAUGGAAGCUGCGCCUGAAAACGUUAAGCGACAAUGGAUAGACCCAAUGCCUGAGAUUGAGGGUGGUCAAAGAACACUUCCAAGUGCUGCUAGAGCAGCCCCGGCCGGUUCGCAGGACCUUCCCGAAUGGAAGAAAGCUGUUACUGCUGGAGGUAAAGCCACAUUCGGAAAGCGAACAAACAUGAGUAUUUUGGAACAGCGUCAGUCACUGCCAAUCUACAAACUCAAGGAUGAACUCAUUAAGGCCGUCUCCGAUAACCAAAUACUUAUUGUUAUUGGUGAAACCGGUUCGGGAAAGACGACCCAAAUUACGCAAUAUUUAGCCGAAGCGGGAUUUACUGCUCGCGGGAAAAUUGGAUGCACCCAACCACGUCGAGUGGCUGCCAUGUCAGUAGCAAAACGUGUAUCAGAAGAGUUCGGUUGCCGCCUCGGACAAGAGGUGGGUUAUACGAUCCGCUUUGAGGACUGUACCUCACCGGAAACCUUAGUGAAGUACAUGACAGAUGGUAUGUUAUUGCGUGAAUGCCUCAUCGACAACGAUCUAAGCCAAUAUUCGUUGCUUAUGCUUGACGAAGCUCAUGAACGGACUAUUCAUACGGACGUGCUGUUUGGUUUACUCAAAGGAGCGAUACAGAGACGCCCUGAGCUGAAGCUGAUUGUCACGUCGGCCACUCUAGACGCUGUGAAAUUUUCGUCGUAUUUCUUUGAGGCGCCUAUUUUCACCAUCCCCGGACGGACCUUCCCUGUCGAGGUGUUGUAUACAAAGGAGCCAGAAACAGAUUAUCUGGAUGCAUCGUUAAUUACAGUGAUGCAGAUUCAUCUGACAGAACCUCCCGGAGAUAUCCUUGUAUUCCUGACUGGUCAAGAAGAAAUCGAUACAGCCUGCGAAAUUCUUUAUGAGCGUAUGAAGGCCCUUGGACCUCAGGUCCCCGAACUCAUCAUCCUGCCCGUGUACUCGGCGCUGCCAUCUGAAAUGCAGACUCGAAUUUUCGAGCCUGCCCCUGCUGGCUCGCGUAAAGUCAUUAUCGCCACAAAUAUUGCUGAGACAUCGCUAACCAUCGAUGGUAUCUAUUAUGUGGUGGACCCCGGUUUUGUUAAACAGAACGUUUAUAAUCCGAAGACUGGUAUGGACUCGCUUGUCGUGACGCCCAUAUCUCAAGCUCAAGCAAAACAGCGGGCAGGCCGCGCAGGCCGCACGGGACCAGGCAAAUGCUAUCGACUCUAUACGGAGCGCGCCUAUCGGGACGAAAUGCUAACCACUCCAGUACCUGAAAUUCAGCGAAUGGAUUUGGCCAUUACGGUGUUGCAACUAAAGGCAAUGGGCAUCAACGAUCUCCUGUCGUUUGACUUUAUGGAUGCCCCGCCACCUGAGGCGUUGAUUAUGGCGCUUGAACAACUUCACUCGCUUGGAGCCUUAGACGAUGAAGGCUUGCUCACGAGACUUGGACGAAGAAUGGCUGAGUUCCCUCUGAGCCCGCAGCUGGGUAAACUUUUGAUUAUGUCAGUACAUUUGGCAUGUUCAGACGAGAUUCUGACCAUUGUCUCAAUGCUGUCCGUGCAAAACGUAUUCUACCGACCAAAAGACAAGCAAAAUAUGGCUGACCAGAAGAAAGCCAAAUUCAAUCAGGCCGAAGGUGAUCACCUCACACUGCUAGCAGUGUACAACUCAUGGAAGAAUUCGAAGUUCAGCUCGGCCUGGUGCUAUGAUAACUUUGUACAGAUGAGAACCCUUAAACGAGCCCAGGACGUCCGUAAACAGCUGUUGGGUAUCAUGGAUCGACAUAAGUUAGAUGUUGUUUCCUGUGACAAAAAUAUUGCUCGAGUACAGAGGGCUAUUUGUUCAGGCUUUUUCCGAAACGCUGCCAAAAAAGAUCCGCAGGAAGGAUACAGAACGCUCGUUGACGGACAGGUCGUGUACAUACAUCCAAGCAGCGCUUUGUUCAACCGACAGCCCGAGUGGGUUGUGUAUCAUGAAGUGGUCCUCACUGCCAAGGAGUACAUGCGGGAGGUAACAACUAUUGAUCCGAAAUGGCUCGUCGAGUUUGCUAGCUCCUUCUUCCGGUUUGCCGACCCAACAAAGCUGUCGAAACACAAAAAGAACCUCCGCCUCGAGCCGCUUUAUAACAAAUACGAAGAGCCAAACGCUUGGAGGAUCUCGCGAACUCGCAGGAGGCGCAACUAAUCUCUUGGUCGCCAGUGGUUCGCUUAGGAAUCAAUCACACGCGUGAAUACACAAAAAUAAGAGUAAAGAGAUGUGUAUUUGUGGGUAAGAUUAUAGGCAUACAAGAUUGUCGAUUACACCACAGAGCAGUUCGAUCCAGUGCACUAUACUUGUUUGUAUACAUCCUAGCAUUUUUCAUUGUGAUGUCGAGUUUAUUUUAAUGUAAAUGAUGAAGGUUCCUUUGAAGAUGCAUAUCGUAAAUGCAUGUAAACGGUUUUUUCGAUAACAAUACUACUUGCCACAUAAGCUAAAUUAAGUAAGAAUUGAUGGAGGUGACCUAUAAUCGAAUUGUUGUGAUAGAUCAUUGUGACCCUCUUUGGUUAGGUGAUCGCUGAGCCUGUAAAUAAACGACUGAAUAAAGUUAAUUUCUAGUUUUUUUGCGUAAGGAUAACUUAACUGUUUAGAGAAUAUUUAUUGCCUCGACUCAGGCAGAUGGAAGUAGAUAAAGGUGCAGUCAUUCGUGCCGCGCUCUACCAAUUGAGUGUCGACCUUGUAUGUGACGUGUAAAUAUAGAAGUGAAAUUAUAA
Molecule: messenger RNA, 4657 nt
Organism: Varroa destructor (honeybee mite)
Lineage: Eukaryota; Metazoa; Arthropoda; Arachnida; Mesostigmata; Varroidae
Gene: pea
Product: ATP-dependent RNA helicase pea
Biological process (GO): mRNA splicing, via spliceosome; spliceosomal complex disassembly
Cellular component (GO): intracellular anatomical structure; catalytic step 2 spliceosome
Molecular function (GO): ATP binding; RNA helicase activity; RNA binding
Source: RefSeq, a predicted model, not a curated record